AGCGCGUGAACGGCUCCCUUGCUACCUUCUCCACCGACCAGGAGCUGCGCUUCGUUCUGGCCCAGGAAUGGGAUCAGCCAGAGCGGAGCUUUGGUUGGAAGGACCAGCGCAAGUUGUGGGUUGGCUAUCAGUAUGUUAUCACCGGCCGAAACCGCUCCUUAGAAGGUCGCUGGGAGGUAGCAUUCAAAGGCUCCUCGGAGGUUUUCCUGCCCCCAGACCCCAUCUUUGCCUCGGCCAUGUCUGAGAACGACAAUGUGUUCUGUGCCCAGCUCCAGUGCUUCCACUUCCCCACCCUGCGCCACCACGACCUCCACAGCUGGCAUGCCGAGAGCUGCUACGAGAAGUCUUCAUUUCUGUGUAAAAGAAGUCAAACAUGCGUCGACAUCAAGGACAACGUGGUGGAUGAAGGGUUCUACUUCACUCCCAAGGGAGACGACCCAUGCCUGAGCUGCACCUGCCAUGGAGGGGAGCCCGAGAUGUGUGUGGCUGCCCUCUGUGAGCGGCCCCAGGGUUGCCAGCAGUACCGCAAGGACCCCAAAGAGUGCUGCAAGUUCAUGUGUCUGGACCCAGAUGGCAAUAGCCUGUUUGACUCCAUGGCCAGUGGGAUGCGUCUGGUCGUCAGCUGCAUUUCCUCCUUUCUCAUCCUGUCGCUGCUGCUCUUCAUGGUCCACCGGCUGCGCCAGAGACGCCGGGAGCGCAUCGAGUCCCUGAUUGGAGCAAACCUGCACCACUUCAACCUCGGCCGGAGGAUCCCCGGCUUUGAUUACGGCCCAGAUGGGUUCGGCACGGGCCUCACACCGCUGCAUCUUUCUGACGACGGGGAAGGCGGGACUUUCCACUUCCACGACCCUCCACCUCCCUACACGGCUUACAAGUAUCCAGACAUUGACCAGCCCGAUGACCCGCCACCACCCUACGAGGCCUCCAUCAACCCGGACAGUGUAUUCUAUGACCCUGCAGAUGACGAUGCCUUUGAGCCUGUGGAGGUUGGGCCACUGACCCCAGGGGAUGGUGGCAGUGAAAGCAUGUUGCCCCGACACCUGGAGCAGCCUCUUCCCACUGCAGGGGCCUCUCUGGCAGACCUGGAAGACUCCGCCGACAGUAGCAGCGCCCUGCUCGUGCCCCCUGACUCUGCCCAGAGUGGCAGUGCCACAGCUGCAGAGGCACUGCCCGGGGGUGGCCGCCACAGCCGCAGCUCCCUUAACACCAUGGUAUAGGUAGCCCGGCCCAUGGCCCAGAUGGGCUAGGAGCACCCGUUUGCUGUCGAGAAAACACCGGUCCCUGCGGGAGACUUGAAGGGCUUGCCUCAGCCUGGACCCCAGUCCACUGCCGCACACCCCCGGUGGGCGGGCAUGUGUACAUAGAGACUGCGGCCAGCCCCCCUCCAAGAGGAGGGGGCACCUGCACCAAGAUUCCUGAGGACUUCGAAAACACGCAUAGCUUUGGGUCACUGUCUCUUUCUUUUUAAAUGGCAGAAGAAUGAAAAGUUUAUUCAAACCACACGUUUUAGAGGUAGAAAACAAGGCGCCAUGGGCCGUGGCCAAAACAAACACGCCUUUGGUGGGCCUGCUCACUGCAGUUUGCUGUCCAGAGAAGUCUGCCCACCGGUCACUGAGCCCCGGGGGCAGCCGAGUGUGGGACCAGCACAGAGCGCACCUCUGGCUGCCACUCGGAAGGGUGCCUCAGGGCACCAGGCUGUUUGUGGACUGUCAGUAUUGCUUAGGCAGGGAGGCAGCCUUUGAGGUUGCUGCGAUGGCUGCUGAGGAGCUGGCCUCCACAGGUCCAGCUAGAAACGUGGAGAUGACCUCAGCCUGGACUGGGGGCUGGCCUGGGACUCUGGGACCUGAGGCCCUGAGAAGGGGAGCAUGGAAGGAGGUUGAACUCUCCACUGUCUUUGCAGCUGGGCUCUGUGAAGCGCAGCUCUGUGGCAGGAGGCCCACCCCACCGCCUCCAACUCUCCCAGCAUCGCUGUGCAUGGCUUCCCCAGGAGACGGCUCUGGAGUUGGGGAUCAGCGACGGAGUGGGCUCCUGUCUGCUACACUCUGGAGCCUUGGCCCCACCUCCUGUUGAAUCACCUCUGGGCCAGGCCUGCCCCCACCCUACCUUGUUUGUGCCAUAAAGGAUGGUUUCUUUGGGGGGAGGGGUGGCCGAAACCAACAUCCUGGGCUGUGUCCAUCUCCUGAAAAUCCACUCCCUGUCCACCACUGCUGAAGCCCAGUGGCCGCAUGCACACCCCCAUCCCUCCUCAGCAGUGCUGGGUGCUGCAUGCCCUGCCUGGGGGCCUUUUGGCUGAGGGACCCUGUUGUCCGCUCCUGGGCAGUGGUCUUGUCUCCUGACAUGGGGCCUUUAGCAUUUCUGAGGUUUGGAGAUUAAGCGGGUUCUGUGCGAUUUUUAGCACAUCCAUAUCUUUUCUAUGUUGAAUGUCUGGAUCUUUUCUUUUGUGUGUUUGUGUGUCUGUGUGUACAUAUGUGGCCAAGUGUUUGCAAGUGGUGGUGGUACACGGGAACUUGGUGAGACCCCACUUUCCCGGCUUGGCCAUUGAGUCUUGGGCUGCUCUGAGACAGGACUGUGUCUGGGCCUCUGCUCUCUCGGCCGAGGGUCCAUGGAGCCCUCCGUCUUCUCUCGCAGUCUUUCCAGACCAGCAUGAGUGGCUCUGGAAGGACCGACUGAAGCGCAGGUUUCUUUGGGGACAGACUACAUGCACAGUCCACCUCUAGGCACAUUCUCACACCGGUUGGAAACCCAUUUUCUUCCCAAGUGGAAUGAGAAUCUUGAGUUGCCCCACAGACCUGACCUUAGUCCCAGAGCUGGCCAGAGCUGUGAGUUUUGUCAGUGAACUGCUGUCCCUGGGCUCAGUGCACAGUAGCCAGUUGCUGGAGGCUGCAUACCGGACAGACCUGCUGUCCCCUCCCUGAAGGGCUGCUACUUCCUGGAGAAUCAUGUAUGGGCUACAAGGGCCCCACACGGUGGCUGAGGACAAAGCAAGAAGCUUGUGCCUCCAGCAUUGCUGGAUGCAGGGCAGCCAGGUUCCAGAGCAGCAGUCGUCUUGGUUCUGGCUGACCAGCAAGGGUCCUGAGGACCACCACAGCCAAGUCCCUCAGGGGUCCCAACAGCUCAGAGGGUCCCUCCCAGGCCUCAGAACCAAGUAUACAUGGCAGGGUGGCUGGCACAAGGUGUGUGGGACUGGGAAGCUUCCUUUGGGGACUGUUGGUGCCAGUCUGGCAUGUAGGAGGCAGUGAGGAAGGAGGUGGGCCGAAUUGGACCUCAGGGGCUGCAGAGGGUGGGCUUGCUUCUGGAUUGGACAGAAUUCUGUCCAAGAAUGCUCUUUCGGGGUUGCCCAGUGGCCCCCUUCCCUUCAUUAGGUCUCCUGGGGUGCUCAGCCCACUGGCACUUGGGCUGGGUAGAAAGCCUGCAUUCAGGGCUUCCUGGCCCGCUGCAGCUCCAGGAUACGACACUCCAGGAGCUGAGCUCUGCUGGGGUUUACCUGUCUGUCCUCACCCUACCGUCCAGUCUGCCGCCCUUUGCAGGAUCUGAUUGUACUCCAUGGUCUGAGUGAUGAAGAAUUCCAAGGCCAGCCUUUGCUGAGACUUGUGUUCCUGGGCCCCAGAGGGACAGGCCAAGCCCCUGGGAGGGGCCUCCACCCCAGGACCCUGGCCACUGUUCCUGAGAGCCCAGCUGCCCUCUGACCUGCCUUGUGGAGGUGGAAUUUGAUACUGUAAAUUGUCUCGAUGCCUGUUUUUAUGUUUUCCUUUCACUAAGGGUUUUUAGUUUGGGUUUAUUUUUGGUUGGGUUGGCACUAAUCCUUAAGAUGCUGUGAGGACCGUUUCAUCCAAAUGCCAAAUAAACUUGUGUUCUGGAAAAGA
Messenger RNA from Galeopterus variegatus (Sunda flying lemur), 3863 nucleotides. RefSeq names its product DiGeorge syndrome critical region gene 2 (gene DGCR2). The transcript is spliced from 7 exons. Gene Ontology annotation, cellular component: membrane. NCBI's taxonomy places the organism in Eukaryota, Metazoa, Chordata, Mammalia, Dermoptera, Cynocephalidae. Bases 237 to 1217 code for a protein of 326 amino acids. The record is from RefSeq and is a predicted model, not a curated record. Gene Ontology annotation, molecular function: protein binding.